GUCACAGCGGCAGCCAGUGCGAAUGGACUUUCAGCCUGUGCGACAGCAGCGGUAUAGCACACUUGCGCAGUCUCAAAAGGACUAUAGCGAGAGCAAAUACUGGCGAAAGUUCAAGGAUCCCAUCUUUAUCAAGUCAUACGCCGCGGUCAACCAUGUGCACAUCUCUCCCACGGCCCCCCAUCGAUAUGCGGUCACGACGGGCACUCGCGUGCAAAUAUACAGCCCGAAGACGGCGCGUGUAGUCAAGACAAUCAACAGGUUCAAAGAUACUGCUCGCUGCGGCACGAUCAGAGAUGACGGCAAGCUCGUCAUUGCCGGUGAUGAUGGUGGACUCAUACAAGUCUUUGAUAUCAAUUCGCGCGCGAUAUUGCGGACGAUUCGAGACCACAAGCAACCUGUACAUACGACCCAUUUCUCUCCGGGUACGGCUACGUCCAUUCUGUCCACUUCAGACGACACGACGGUUCGGUUGUUCGACCUAAGUACCAGCGACGAGACAUCUUUCUUCGACACUCACACGGAUUACGUCCGGACGGGCUGCUUUCUGCCUUCUAAUCCCUCGCUGGUCUUGUCUGGCUCCUAUGAUCGUACCAUCAAGCUGUGGGAUAGCAGGGCAGGCGAAGGACAAUCACAAGCCAUGUCACUCGAUCACGGUUUCCCCGUCGAGAGCGUCAUCGUUCAUCCUAGCGGCACGAUCGCCUUAUCCGCAGGAGGGCCCGUCAUCAAAGUGUGGGAUCUGGUCAGCGGCAGUCCAAAGUGUCUCAGGGCAAUGUCGAAUCAUCAAAAGACCAUCACAUCGCUCGCUUGGGACGGGGAGUACAGACGCGUCCUCAGUGCCGGUCUAGAUGGACUUGUGAAGGUCUACGAGGGGGCCGAAAAGAACUGGCGCGUUGGUCAUACAAUGCGCUAUGGCGGACAGAUCCUCAGCCUGGCGUUGUCGCCUACUGACACGCAACUCAUUGUAGGCGCAGCAGACGGCGCGCUGACAAUCCGCAAACGAGCUGCAACAGCGACCGAGCUAGCGCAACGAGCAGCGAAUAAGCUAGCGUCUCGCACAGUCGCCAACGAUGCAAGAUUAGCCGGGCGAGCGCAGACAGGGAUACAUAGCGGACCAGAUGCUCAGCAGGGACUCGAUGUCUUCAGGCCAAAGGCCGACGGCGACAACAAAGAGAUCAAAGUGACAAGCAAGAAGAGGAGGAAACUCGCAGAAUGGGACAGAGCGCUCAAGUCGUUCAGGUAUGCCGACGCAUUAGAUGCUGUUCUCGUCCCGAAUGUUGACCCUGCUCUGACGUUUGCGCUGCUGCUCGAGCUCAUACAUCGAGAAGCGCUGCCUAUUGCGCUAUCAGCCCGAGACGAGUUCUCGCUCGAGCCGAUAUUACGCUUCCUUAUCAAGAACACGACCGAUCCUCGCUUUGGCGUCAUCGCGUGCGACGUCGCCAACACACUCAUAGAUCUGUAUCAGAGUGUCGUAGGACAGUCCAGCUUGACUGACGAUCUCUUUGCGAAAUUGCGAAGGACACUGACGGAAGAACUUGCGUUUCAAGAGAAGCUCAUUGGCGUACGCGGCGCUCUCGAGAUGGUCUUCAACAGCGCAUCGCUAUCUGUAUGAAUAUCUGUUGUUGCAUGAACACCGUGAUCUCGUUGUCGAUA
Mixia osmundae IAM 14324 is the source of this 1650-nucleotide messenger RNA. RefSeq lists its product as uncharacterized. Gene Ontology annotation, molecular function: protein binding. The coding region runs from base 23 to 1609 and encodes 528 amino acids. Lineage: Eukaryota; Fungi; Basidiomycota; Mixiomycetes; Mixiales; Mixiaceae. Gene Ontology annotation, cellular component: nucleolus. Gene Ontology annotation, biological process: rRNA processing; positive regulation of transcription by RNA polymerase I. The transcript is spliced from 7 exons. The record is from RefSeq and is a predicted model, not a curated record.